CACAGCUGUUUAUCCAAAACAAACAUUGACUUGUCAAGUCAAGAGGAUUAGCCUAUUACGGGCUUUUUCACGGUUCUGUAUUGGUUUUUGUCUUCAUAAUACCAGUGUUUUUGCCACUCUUAAUACAGAAACAUUUAAGAGCCGAGCUAAACUAUUACAUCAAGGGAAAGAACAGCCCUUGAACGGGGAAAGAACAACCUUUAUAGCUAUUUCUUAAAAUGGGGUUCAAAGAAUGUUGUUCGACCUUCGUGGCAGGGCUCCCAGAUCCUGCCAUACCUCUCCUGCCGUCACUCUUGCUAGGGACCUCAUUUGCCGCAGUUUUUCUCGUCAUUGUCUACAAGAGACAGACAAAUAAGCCAUACAGAGAAAUUGCCUUCGAGGUGGGGAAGAUGCUGAUGUGUUCAUUACCUACCCACGAUGACACCAAAGCAGUGUCAGCAUGUAAGAACCCCAGUUGCGUCAGAUGUCAGAAUUAUAAAGAAGUGUCAGAUAAACUCAUUAGUCGGUUUGAAGAUAUGAAAAAGCGGAACAUCAAGAUGACGUCAAGGGUAGAAGAAGCGGUUCAGAGCAUCAAGGAGAAGAUUAAUAACCCCACCAUGACGUCGGACCCUGUGCCAAUUGGAACAGCUCGUAAAUUGGUGAAACGAAGAUCGUCAUACCAAAACCCAACCAUAUUCUAUAUGGAUCUUGCUGCAAAUGCCUACUGGGAUGACUUCAAUGUGUAUACUCCUGAAAUAGAGCUUCUGAAGCUGAAUUUUAAAGUAAUUCUAGAUGAAUUUCAAGAUGUUUUUAAAAAUCUCCAGAAUGGCAGCAGUCAUGGUUGGAAAUUGAAUGAUAUACCCAAUGGUCAUUGGUGCAUUUACCCUUUCAUAGACCAAGGAGUCGUUGUGGAAAGAAAUUGCAGAAGAUGCCCAAACACAGCUACAAUGCUCGGUUCACUGCCAUCUGUGAUGAAAGACUGUGUUUUUGGAAAUUCUUGCUUUUCUAUAUUAUAUCCCAAUUCUCAAAUAGAACCACACUAUGGACCCACAAACUUGCGACUAAGGUGUCACUUAGGUUUGAGUAUACCAAAUGGAUGUUUUCUAGAAGUAGCAGGACAACAACGUAAGUGGGAAGCCCAGAAAACUAUAAUUUUUGAUGACUCAUUUGAACAUUCAACUACUUUUGUAAAUAAACACAGUUCACUACAAGCUAUGCCAAGAGCAAUUCUCAUGAUAGAUUUUUGGCAUCCUGAUAUAUCUGCAAACGAGAAGAAGCUAUUGUUAGAAUUGUUGGCUCCGUAACAAGCAUAAAGGAUUGAGAUAUUUCUGUUGGUUAUUUAAAUCAAAAGUAAGUCCAUGUACUUAUAUAUAUGUAUAUUACAAACCCUCUGGCUUUUACUUAUUAUUUAAAUGCCUUAAAAAGUUGCUAAAGCAUGAGUAAAAGGAAAGUGGUUUGUUCUAAAAUUAUUCAUACAAAGCUCAACAAAUAAUAUAUUCAAGUGCACACAGGUUUUCCCAGGGUUAGAAAAUCCUGGUCAGCUGUAAAAAGAAAAAAAAAAUCUUCCAUGUACAAAAUAUAGUAUGUGAUAGGUAAGAUGACAGUGGGGUAGUGCUCUCAGUGCACUUCAUGCUGCAAUCUUUCCAUUGGUUUACCAGCACAUGCUGGAUUUGUCAUUUUGUCAAUUGUAAAUGGUAUUUUUCUUUGUCUUUGAUAGACAAAAUUGUGUAAAAUAUUGGUAGUUUAUCUGUUAGGAAAAAUUUAAUUCUUGAUAAGUGUUAAAUAUCUGUCUCAUAAUUUAUUUCAAAAUGAAAAUGUGUUUUCCCCACAUUUAUUUAAAAUGAUUUACUACCCUCCAUGUAGUUCUCAACCUAAAGAUUAUUUUAAAAUACUGUAGAGGGUCAAUGAGUUUUAUUAUAACUCCAAAGGUGAUUCCAAAUAUUAAAGUCAGGGUUGAUUAGCAUUUUUUAAGUUGUAACUUUCACUUAAUUACAGUAGGUAUAGUUAACAAUAUUUUAGUCAGAUUUAGCAAAGAAAAAAUUGUUUCCUGUAAGGGUUACAUGAAGUAUAAAUAAAAAUUAUAUAUAA
Messenger RNA from Macrobrachium nipponense, 2067 nucleotides. RefSeq names its product aspartate beta-hydroxylase domain-containing protein 2-like. The coding region runs from base 219 to 1283 and encodes 354 amino acids. The record is from RefSeq and is a predicted model, not a curated record. Lineage: Eukaryota; Metazoa; Arthropoda; Malacostraca; Decapoda; Palaemonidae. The transcript is spliced from 2 exons. Gene Ontology annotation, cellular component: membrane.